Messenger RNA from Drosophila navojoa, 540 nucleotides. Its product is annotated as putative RNA polymerase II subunit B1 CTD phosphatase RPAP2 homolog. The record is from RefSeq and is a predicted model, not a curated record. Gene Ontology annotation, molecular function: RNA polymerase core enzyme binding; RNA polymerase II CTD heptapeptide repeat phosphatase activity. Gene Ontology annotation, cellular component: nucleus; cytoplasm. NCBI's taxonomy places the organism in Eukaryota, Metazoa, Arthropoda, Insecta, Diptera, Drosophilidae.
UCGGAUGUGCAAAACCGAAAGAACAUGAGCACAGCAAAUAAUCAACAAUUGCGGGAGCAACUAAUAGCAGCUGUGGUUAAAAAACGAGCAGCACUGGCUAGAGCUCAUCAGAUAGUUGUCACACUUCUGGAACAACAAGUUGACGAACAGACUUUUCUAACUCUGCUAUCACAAAUCGGUCCAGAAAACUAUGCGGAUGUGGUCGAGGAAAGACACAUAAACAAACUGUGCGGAUAUCCACUCUGCGAUGUUGCUGUGGAAAAAGUUCCUACUAAACAAUAUCAAAUCUGCGCUGUCCGUAAUAAAGUGUACGACAUAACUGAGCGUAAAAAGUUCUGCUCCGGCUACUGCUUCAAAGCAUCAGAAUACAUCAAAUCCCAGGUGCCGACUUCGCCGCUUUGGCUGCGCGACAAGGAAAAGAAACCAGAUUUUAAGUUGUUGCCGCGAGAAAAUUUGAAUCGCACCCAAUAGAUAAAAUCUGUGAUAAUAUUUUCAAUGCUAUAUAUAAUCGUAUUUAUUAAACAUCUAAGAAUCACUAGA